GUCCUUUAAAACAACGAGCGUCGUAAAAUUCUGAAUUUUUUCUGGAAAUCUUUGCUAUAUAUGAAGAUGUUUGAGAUCUUGUAGUUGAAAAAAAGAUAGACGUUCGAAAGGUUACAAAAUGAUACACAGAAUGUUAACUGUGCGAAAUAUAGUUCAACUGCACUCAGUAUCUCACAGAAUAUAGUAAUCUCGUUUAUUUAGGCAGCUAAUGUAAGUCAUCAGUGGAACUUGAAAUUCUGAGCACUUAAGUUCUAUCAUAUCAGUACUCUAGGGUUCGCAUAAGGCGGGAUUCUAGACUUUUCGAAAUGGCGAUGAGAGUUAGUGCACGAUAUUUCUCGUUAUUAAGCAAACCUCGUGAAAAACCUGCGUUCGCUCAUGAGCUUCAAAAAGCAAUGGGAAAGCUGGACAUCGAGGGGAAACCUGGCGGGCUGUUGGAUCCAAUAAAGAUUGAUAACCCAGGAAGACUGGCCGUAAAAAUGGUUGCAUUUAUGUGUCUGAGUUUCUUUCAGCCAUUUGUGGUGACAUACUUGCACCUGCGGGGCGGUUGAUCCACUUGACUUAAUAUUUAUGAUCUGUAGUUAAUCAAGUUAGAAUCAUAAAAUGUCUGGUUUUUGUGUAUUGUUCAAUCUGAAAUCCUUUUCUUUUGUAUUAACCUUUUGAAUGAUUACUUGGCAAAUUCGUGUUACAUAUUAACAUUUGCUUUUGAUUGAG
Molecule: messenger RNA, 711 nt
Organism: Schistosoma rodhaini
Lineage: Eukaryota; Metazoa; Platyhelminthes; Trematoda; Strigeidida; Schistosomatidae
Source: the annotation of a GenBank genome assembly